Molecule: messenger RNA, 708 nt
Organism: Macrosiphum euphorbiae (potato aphid)
Lineage: Eukaryota; Metazoa; Arthropoda; Insecta; Hemiptera; Aphididae
Source: the annotation of a GenBank genome assembly
AUGACGUUUUUAGUGCAUCAAGUUUUUAAAAGUGUGGCGGAUUCAUAUGAUGCUAUGAAUGAUGUUAUGAGCUGUGGUGUACAUAGAUUAUGGAAAGAUGAAUUAAUGAGAACAUUGGAUCCAAGUCCACGCACACGAUUAUUAGACGUUGCUGGUGGAACAGGAGAUAUUGCGUUUAGAUAUUUAAAAUAUAUAUCAGAUAUGAAAGGAGAUGGACAUGUGACAAUCGCCGACAUUAAUGGUUCAAUGUUGGAGGAAGGGAAAAAAAGAGCAUUAAAUUUGGAAUUAAAUCAAGACAACGUCUCAUGGGUAGAAUGUGACGCAGAAAACUUACCGAUGGAAUCAGAUUCUUAUUCUGCUUAUACAAUAGCAUUUGGUAUUCGUAACGUGACACACAUUGACAAAGCUUUAGAUGAAGCGUAUAGAGUACUUGAACCUGGUGGUAGAUUUCUUUGUCUAGAAUUUAGCCAAGUUAACCCAGCAGCUUUAAGAUGGUUAUACGAUCAAUAUUCAUUCAACGUAAUCCCCGUUAUGGGCCACGUAGUUGCUGGUCAAUGGAAACCAUACCAAUACUUAGUGGAAAGCAUUAGGAAAUUUCCAUGUCAGGAAGAUUUCAAAUACAUGAUUGAGUCGGCAGGGUUCAGAUGUGUCACUUACACAAACUUAACAUUUGGUGUUGUAGCAAUUCACUCAGGAUUCAAAUUAUAA